AUGGCGGAGAUCGAACCCCGCAAGCAGAAGUACCUUGCCUCUAGGUUCCCUGAGACCAUCAUUUUCCAGGAUGUUGGUGACACAGCUCGCAAUUGUGCUCCCACAGCAGAUGGUGGAUCAGCAAAGGUGGACUUGCUGGCUGCCGGCUUUCCAUGUGUCUCUGUCAGCAACCUGACUACGACUCCAGGCUCGGUGAUUGACCCAAGCUGCUCUUCCGGCUAUGGCUUCUUGGGAGUUGAGCGGUAUGUCAAGCGCCAUCGACCAAAGAUGGUUCUUCUAGAAAACGUGCGAUCACUGUUUGAGAAGCGCCAGGUGGAAGGAGGUGAUUCAGCGUAUGAGAUCGUGAGGCGCCGCUUAGCCAAGCUUGGGUACGCUGUGUCCGGCGCCGUGUACAACACUGCAGACUUUGGUUUGCCACAGCAACGUAACAGGGCUUGGUUGCUGUGUGUCUUGGAGUCAGAGCUUGCUACUUCUGAAUCCCAAUUGGAAAAGGACAUGAACUUGUUCAGGCGACAUUGCACUCCUAUGUCCAAGUGUGUAGAUUUGUCGGCCACCUUUGAGAAGGAACCCCAAGAACGGAAACCAGGGAAGCCAGGGAAGCCAGAUGCAAAGUGGAGGGAUGCCUUGGACCAGCAAUUCGAUAUCUAUGGGAAGGUUGCCAUUCUUGCUUGUGCUGUAGAGGAUUUGGCAUUGAAUAAGAAGGUGGAUGCCAUGAAGGAAUUGCUGGUUGUUCAGGAGCUGGCAAGGCUUCAAGGUGUUGGCUGUGUGGAGUGGUCGGACUACCGAAUGGGGGAGGAGUCGCCGGCUUUGAUUCGCUCAUUCAUUGGAAAUGCGUUCUCAGCUCCCAUCAAUUUGGCGGCGCUAGCCAGCGUGCUGGCCAAUUGGAACGCGGAGGCAUCCCAGGUGUGA
Molecule: messenger RNA, 909 nt
Organism: Durusdinium trenchii
Lineage: Eukaryota; Dinophyceae; Suessiales; Symbiodiniaceae
Source: the annotation of a GenBank genome assembly